GAGUGUGGGCUGCCUCAGAGAGGAAUGGAGAGCCAGCAGGCAGCGUAGGAGAGCGGCGGGGCUGCGAGCACAGCUGAGCCCAGUCUUCUUUGUUGCAUGUGGAGCCCAUGAAGUGACUUCCUCCGGGUGAGGGCUGCCUUUCCUCUCAGUGCAGCAGCAGACAGCGAGGAGCCAUGAGAGAAUACAAAGUAGUUGUGCUGGGCUCGGGCGGGGUGGGGAAAUCCGCCCUCACGGUCCAGUUUGUCACCGGCUCCUUCAUAGAGAAAUAUGACCCCACCAUUGAGGACUUCUACAGGAAGGAGAUCGAGGUGGACUCGUCGCCCUCCGUGCUGGAGAUCCUGGACACCGCGGGCACCGAGCAGUUCGCCUCCAUGAGGGAUCUGUACAUUAAGAACGGCCAGGGCUUUAUUCUGGUCUACAGCCUGGUCAAUCAGCAGAGCUUCCAGGACAUCAAGCCCAUGAGGGAUCAGAUCAUCAGGGUCAAGAGGUACGAGAAGGUGCCCAUGAUCCUGGUGGGCAACAAGGUGGACCUGGAGGGGGAAAGGGAGGUCUCUUUUGGGGAAGGCAAAGCUUUGGCCGAAGACUGGAACUGUCCCUUCCUGGAAACUUCUGCCAAAAACAAAGCCUCUGUGGACGAACUGUUUGCUGAGAUUGUCAGGCAGAUGAACUACUCCUCCCAGCCCAAUGGAGACGACCAGUGCUGCUCCUCCUGUGUCAUCCUCUGAGGUGGCCCCCCACCCAACUGGUUUACAAUGCACCCUGUCACUUCUUGCAACCAACUUUGCAUCUAUGGAUUCCAGCUCUGAAAAGGAUGUGUCCUGCUGAGAUGUCCCCUCAUGUGUAUUGGGGGUCUGCAAAAGUUUGCUUAUGGGGGGGAUGAGGACAGGAUCGUGCUGUGAUCCAAGCCCGCCUGUCAUUUCACAUACUUCUAUGCAAAGUGGGCUUCUUGUUACAGAGUAUCCAUUCAGAAGUAUUGCACAUCUAGUCUGCACCCCCUGCUGAUGUGUGGGGGCCAGAGGGGGGAUCUAUUUUGUUUACCUGCUGUAUAAAAUGGGAGUUUUUGGGAAGAUUGUUAAUAUUUUUUUUUUUAUCAGCUGUGAAGAUGUUGGGUGUCUUUUCCGCCAUGUGCUGGCGAUAACCGUUUUUGAUGCCCAGUUAUAUUUAAUAGACGAUGAAAUAAUGACUAGCUCGUGCCAGGGUCUCCAGCACCCAGUGUCCUUAGAGUGCCUUCAAAAUUCAGCAGUUCCAGCCGGUGCCAACCUGUGAAAUCUCCCCAAAAUCCCAUUAUCUCCUAUUCUGCAAACUACUUAACCGUUUCCUCUGGGUAAUCACACUGAACAAGCAUGGACAAAGGGAUCUAUUGUCCCUGGAACCUAUAUCUGAGCCUGUAAAUGUCAUUUCCAUGUCUUGCACAUUUUUUAAGGGGGGGUGGGGGUGGUAGUUGGUUAACUCUUCGUGUCAUGCCUUCCCACCAUGGCACAUGGCACAGGAAGGGUCUCGGUCUUAUUACUCCUUUUAACUUUUACCUGGCAGGCAGUGGUUUUAUCAUUGCACACAGGCCAGAGAUCUUAAGGAAAAUGUGAUGUACUAUUCACAAGUGUCAUUUUAUUUCUUGGACAUGCUAGAACAUGUUUUCUGUUUUAAAAUAUGUUGAAUACAGACUCCUUGUGACAUAA
Molecule: messenger RNA, 1676 nt
Organism: Bufo gargarizans (Asiatic toad)
Lineage: Eukaryota; Metazoa; Chordata; Amphibia; Anura; Bufonidae
Gene: RAP2B
Product: RAP2B, member of RAS oncogene family
Exons: 1
Coding region: 174-725 (183 amino acids)
Biological process (GO): Rap protein signal transduction; negative regulation of cell migration
Cellular component (GO): plasma membrane
Molecular function (GO): GTP binding; GTPase activity; GDP binding
Source: RefSeq, a predicted model, not a curated record